GGCAUGGAGAUAGCUCAUGUCAUGUAUUCUUUCUCAUUCACAUUUGAAGCUGUUUUGUACCCUUGUGCUGUAGUGCACUGGUUUGCCAAAGAUGGCAACAGGCCUGAUGAGGACACCAGGAUGUGGGUCGUAAAGCCUUCAUUUGAUACUGACCACUUGCUGUCAGUUGGAAUCAUUCACAUUGAUUCUAUCUACUGUGCUGCACACCUCAGCCAAAUCUAUGGAGCACAGCUCAUUUCAUGUGACCUCAAGCACUAUGAUUCAUAUAAUGCUUUUCGAGCAUUCUAUGUGAACAAGUUUGCAAACCAUCAUGCAUUUGAGAUUGCGUCUUAA
Suillus subaureus is the source of this 333-nucleotide messenger RNA. RefSeq lists its product as uncharacterized. Lineage: Eukaryota; Fungi; Basidiomycota; Agaricomycetes; Boletales; Suillaceae. The transcript has a single exon. The annotation marks the transcript as partial. The record is from RefSeq and is a predicted model, not a curated record.